Messenger RNA from Striga asiatica, 1828 nucleotides. NCBI's taxonomy places the organism in Eukaryota, Viridiplantae, Streptophyta, Magnoliopsida, Lamiales, Orobanchaceae. The record is from the annotation of a GenBank genome assembly.
AAACAAACGAUCGAAAAGCCCAGGCCCAACCACAACCACCUCUCCACUUUCACUCUGCGGUUGCCCUCUUCUUCCCAGAGCACACUCCAACUCCGCCAUAGCUGAAAUCUCCACACUAACAUUAUCUAGCCACGCGUUUACUGAAAUUCUCUCAAAGUCAAAGGCAAACAAAAUGGGAAGCCGAUUGGGAAGAAGAAUCGUGAACUUUGCCAACCUACCCAUAAAACUCCUCAUGCCCUCAUCUUUUUCCAACAUCACUGAAAUCGCCCUCAAAACCAUCCCCUCCGCCUCCAAGAUAGAGAUCAAGAGGGUUCUCGAGUCCCUGUACGGAUUCGAGGUGGAGAGAGUUCACACCUUAAACAUGGAGGGCAAGAAGAAGAAGCGUGGCGGGCUGUUGAUCGCUAGGCCCGAUUACAAGAAAGCUUACGUGACGCUGAGAAACCCUCUGUCCUUAAACCCUGAUCUUUUCCCCAUAAGGGUCAUCGAGGAGGAGAAGAAGAACAUGAGCAAGCAGUCGAAAUCGAGCAUCCUGGAAGAUCCGGAGACUGUGAAGAGUUCACACUGGCUUGACGAGAAGAAGGACGGCGAAAGAUUCGGGCCCGGCGAACGGCGUAGAUUUGGCGAGCGGACGAGGGGCCGUGGGGAGAAGGUUGAAUCCAAACCGGUUACCAAGUUCCCUUGGAGCAGCAUGACCUCGAUCGGGAGGUAACUCUUGCUGUUCGAGUUGAAGUUUUUUUUAUUUUUUUAUUUUUUUCUUUUUGGAAUUUAUGGAGGAUGUUAGAGAUGGAAACUAGGUGUUUUGAUGCAAUGUGGCAUCGGGUUUUAUUGUCUGGGUAUGUGGAGUUACUUUGAUUCGUUUCUGUUGGAUAUUGUCAAUUGAAUAGUGUCAUGAUAUUUAGCAAUGGUAUCGCGCAGAAUGAUGCUCCUUUGGUUCUUUUUGGAACUCUUUGGAUUUGUUGUUGUCUCUACUUCAUAAUGAUAGUUGAUGUGUGAGUUGAAUGGGAUUUUUUCUGUCACUAAUGAAGAUUUUCCGUUUUUCUUUUCUUGGCUAAAGAGUACAUAACUUGUAGUUUUUCAUUAUGUCUUAUGAUAUUUUGGGUUUUAGUUUCUGGAAAUGUGGAGUUACUUUGAUUUGCUUCUGUUGGAUAUUGUCGAUCAAAUAGUAUUUUGAUUUUGAUAUUUGGUAAUGGUAUUGCGCAGAAUGAUAAUUCGAUAGUGUCGAUCGAAUAGUGUCUACAGAUUUUGAACUGUUAAAAUUAUUAGGCAGAGUUAAGAUGAAGGAGAAAUGAAUAUCGGCAGGUAAAAUUAUUAGGACUGAGCUAAAAACCGAAAUUUGUUGAUCGGCAAGUAUAGAAACCUAUUUCCCACAAGAAAUUAAAAAAAGUACCUUAAUUAGAUGGUAGCAUUAGGCAUGUGCAUUUAUGUCUGAUUUUUAGUAUCUUCAAAUUUACAACAAAGCUUUAAAUGCACAGCUACUAUUAGUAACUGUACAACACACCUCUUAACUCCCUUUGCGCUCAAGGAAAGUGAAAUCCACCUUUUUUUCUUAUGGCUCCAGCUAAUUGUAUCCCUUUGUGCAUGUAAGGUUAUAUAAUUUUACACGAAUUCUUGUGUUAGGCAGUCUAACGGUUAGGCCGGUCGAUCCGCCAUACUUUUGUUUAUGUUGUGUUCUAAAGUAAGUCACUUGUGAAAUUGAGAAGGCCAUAUUUGACUUUUCAUGCACUAGUGUGCAAUGCAUGCCUCUCUAUAAUGUUGGCUGAUAAUCUGCAUGUUAUUGCCAAAUCAAAUCAUCUUCACACACACACACUCACAGAGAGAGAGAGAGAGA